AUGACAUCGACAUCAGAUGGUGACGUUUCCUUUAGAUAUAGCGGUGAUCUUGCUGCAUAUGGGUUGGAAAGUGAAGCUUACUCCUGGAGAGAGAAUCAAGAAACCGAUAAAGAAGCGCCACCUAAGAAAAAUUUGGAAAUUAGCGAUAAUCAAAUACUGCUUACAAAUAAUGAAUUUAAAGUUUACAAUGUUGAUAAAAGCGAACAAAUCUACCUUGUCGGAAAUAGUCAACAAGGAGACAUUAAUAAUCAAUUCCAUCAUUUGCAAUUUUGCCCUGCGAUGCCCAAGUGUUCUAUGGUGAUGACAUAUGGCAGUCACGAAGUUAGGUUUGUAUUGGGGAAAUCUAAAGUUAUGGAAUUAGAACCAUGGUUUUGUCUUCUAUCAAUCGAAGUGCCUGCUUGCAUAUAUAGCAAAGAUAAUCAUUAUAUUCCUACUGACAAUUUUGAGCAUGGCCUGGAAAUACGCUGUAUUAACUAUAUCAACAAUAAUGCUGGAUUUAUAAUUUUGAGAUACAAGUCGUAUAAAAAUGACUUCAAGGGCGUACUCGGUCUGAUCAAUAUGAAUAAAGAUGAUAUCGAUAGCAAUGGUUACUUUACUGAAUUUUCAAGUCGAUUUCAGCCGAUAUGGCAUGAUAUUGUAGACAGCGAUAGUAUUUCUGUAUCAAAUAUCCAGAAAUUUGCUGAAGAUAGCGAUUAUAGUACUGAAUCAGAAGACGAAGAAUCCUUGACAGACAGCGUUUCUAUUUCUAUAUCAAGUGACCAACUUGGCGAACUUGGUACAGAAAUACAAUUCAUGAAAGAUAGCGAUUGCAUUUCCGUAUCUAAUGACCAACAAUUUAUCGUUCUUGAUCCUGAUUUAUGUACAAUAAGCAAGAUAGUCGUAUUCAGGGUUGAAAAUGGUCUAGUCCAAUCCUAUACAAGAUUACCAUGUCACGAUCGGUGUCAAGUUGUACGAUUAAUUCCCAGCACUAAUCAACUGCUUGUCUUUGAGUACAAGCAUAAACAUUGCAUAUAUGAAUACAGUUUACAAGAUGAUAAAGACGUAGACGCGGAUAAGUCUGUUCAACACUUCCAGAAGACUAUUUCUGACUUUCUCAAACCGACUAUCUCUUUCCUCGAACCAGAAAUUGCAUUAUCGGUGUCCACAGGGGAUAUUGGAUUAGUACUGUUAUCCUUUGACGCUUACGAGGUCAAAAGCAAAUCUGCAAAGGAUAAAGCAGCUAAAAUAACUAAUGCUUUACUACCAUAUCAUAAAGUAAUUCUUCCAAUAAUGUCUUUAAUCGUGUGCGAUGUGUGUAGAAUGUUGGAACGUCAGAUUAUUGCGCUUGGACAGACUAAUUCAGUUGGUAAUUUGCAAAUUUUGGCCAAUACCGUUAUUCAUAGAGUUCUGAAUUACAUAUCAAAAAUUCAAAUCUACAAAGGCCAGGAAACUUCUCUUAUCGAUAUCGAAGAUUUAGCCAGAAAAUUCGUCGUUGGCGUAUUCGAAGGAGCGUCAAAGAAAUCUUCUAAACUAUUACUGAUCGAAUAUCGUGAAAUGAAAUACGAAAUUAGUUGUGGUACAUUGUUAAGCUAUGUACCUGUUAUCAAUGACAGCUUAAUAGGUGAAGGCAAAGCAUGCGAUCGAAAAGAUGCUUCUACAGGUUAUGAAAAAAUCUGGGGCUAUCGAAAUUUAUCAUUGCUAGCUGAUCCUUGUUAUGGCUACAAAGCAUCCAAUAAUUUUAAAUCAAAUUCAGAAGAGUACGAACUGAAUAGACUAGAUUUCGAUAUCCUCAAAAACUAUACGAGCCAAAAUCGAUUAUGUAAGAUAAAGGAUUUCGAAUCCUUGCGUUGCUAUUCCCUGCAAAUAUUAAAGUUAAGUCUCUGCGAUAACAAAACGGAUUCUGGUAAAGAUGGACCGAAAGAUACCCCCAAAAUUACCUAA
Molecule: messenger RNA, 1920 nt
Organism: Trichoplax adhaerens
Lineage: Eukaryota; Metazoa; Placozoa; Uniplacotomia; Trichoplacea; Trichoplacidae
Exons: 8
Coding region: 1-1920 (639 amino acids)
Source: RefSeq, a predicted model, not a curated record